AUGAAGAAGAACAUUGUGAUCCUGGACAAUGGAGGCUGUACGAUCAAGACAGGCCUAGUCGAUUUGGACGUCGAACCCAGAAUAAUUCCCAACGCCGUUAUCAAAUCUAGGGGCGACAAAUCGACUUACAUUGGCCAUGAAUUCUCGGCCUGCCAGGACUUUACAUCCUUGCAUUAUCGACUCCCGAUUGAAAAGGGCUUUGUAGUCGACUGGGACGCGCAGAAAGCCAUCUGGGAUGGUGUCUUCUCUGAUCAAGUUCUGAAUGUCGACACCACAGAAUCGACGCUUCUGGUCACGGAACCCUACUUCAAUCUUCCCAACAUCCAGGACGUUUACGACCAGUUCAUUUUCGAGGAAUACGAAUUCCAUUCUUAUUAUCGGUGCACCGCGGCAUCGCUGAUUCCGUAUGGCACCCUAUUCAACCCGCAGUCUUCUGUGCCGCCGCCAGAGUGCAUGUUGGUAGUAGAUUCUGGCUUCAGUUUUACCCAUGUAGUGCCUAUCCUGCAAGGCCAAGUCGUUUGGCCUGCCGUCAAACGACUGGAUGUAGGCGGGAAGCUAUUGACAAACCAUCUGAAAGAACUCGUGUCCUUCAGACAGUGGAACAUGAUGGACGAGACCUAUAUCAUGAAUCACGUUAAAGAGACAUGUUGCUUCGUUUCAUCAGACUUUAAGCGAGACCUGGAAGUCUGUCGGUCCGACCCGCGACACAACGAUAUUGUUCGCGAAUACAUCCUGCCUGACUACGCCAAAAACAAGCCGGGACAGGUUCGACAGGACGAUACCCUGGUCACAGAUGCUGAUCAAAUCCUGGUGAUGAACAAUGAGAGGUUUACUGUGCCGGAACUUAUCUUUCGACCAGAUGACAUAGGCCUUCAACAGGCGGGUUUAGCGGAAACGAUCGCCCAUUCGAUAUCGCUCCUCCCCGAUGACCUCCAAGGAAUGUUCUGGGCUAACAUUGGCCUUAUCGGCGGAAACGCCAACUUCCAUGGAUUUCGUCAACGACUACAAGCGGAGUUGCGUGCUCUCGCACCAGUAGACUGGGACGUUGUUAUCUACGAAGCAAGCGAUCCAGUCACCGAGGCCUACAAAUCAGCUCUCCGAUUUGCCCAACGCCCAGACUUUACCCAGCAUUGCGUCACAAGGGCAGAAUACCUAGAAAGCGGUAGCAGUGCUUCUAGAAGAAAGUUCCGUGACUGGUCCAGUCAGGGAAGGUGA
Molecule: messenger RNA, 1215 nt
Organism: Coprinopsis cinerea okayama7#130
Lineage: Eukaryota; Fungi; Basidiomycota; Agaricomycetes; Agaricales; Psathyrellaceae
Product: actin-like protein ARP6
Exons: 10
Coding region: 1-1215 (404 amino acids)
Cellular component (GO): Swr1 complex
Molecular function (GO): nucleosome binding
Source: RefSeq, a predicted model, not a curated record